Molecule: messenger RNA, 813 nt
Organism: Rotaria sordida
Lineage: Eukaryota; Metazoa; Rotifera; Eurotatoria; Philodinida; Philodinidae
Source: the annotation of a GenBank genome assembly
AUGAUUGAUCCACCACAAAGAGAACUACCAGCAAUAGAGAUUGAGACAGUCCAACUCCAUGUAGCUGAACUUGCAGUUUCUCCACCAACAAUACGACCUACUGUUGCAGAAUUCGUUGAACAACCACAUGAUGCACUUGCCGUACAUACGGUAUGUCAGCAAUUGACUCCUGCGAAUCUUCGAUCAACUUAUAUGCAAGUUCCAACUCUUCCUAUCAUAAAAGCAUUUCGACGUGUACCAAAAUUCGCAAAAUUUAUGCCAUCUUGUCUUACUUCUGCUAUACAUGCAUCUAGUCCAAAAAAUGGAUUGGUAAAGGAGGAAGUUGCUGCAAUAAAAGCAUAUACGGCUCAAUGCGACGUUUAUACACUUCUCAAUCAAGCACUUCGUAGUGAACAACUCAAGAAUAUUCGACCUUGGUUUUCUUAUUUGAAACUUUUUCACAUGGCUAUUAACAAAUUGAAACCAAAGACAGGAGAAUAUUGUCGUGGAGAAAAUAUUGACCAAAGUAGUAAAUAUCAAGUCGGUUCUAUUGUGACUUGGGUACGUAAAUGGGGCGUCACAUCGUUAUCUGCAUUACCAUCAGUAUGUCUUGGAUUUGCAAAACCCAAUUAUAUGGGACAGUACAGUGGUGUUCUUUAUUCAGUGUUAUCUUAUUCAGCAAGAGAUAUAUCAGUUUUUUCCAACUUUCCUGGUGAAGCUGAAUCAAUUUUAUUACCGGAUGUUAAUAAACCACCAUCAAAUUCAAUCUCUCCAUUCAAGUCAACAGCAAAAUGGAAAAAUAAUUAUCCAAAAAAACCCUACUACUACAUCUAA